Messenger RNA from Cynara cardunculus var. scolymus (artichoke), 3252 nucleotides. RefSeq names its product TMV resistance protein N-like. Gene Ontology annotation, molecular function: ADP binding. The record is from RefSeq and is a predicted model, not a curated record. The transcript has 6 exons. Bases 58 to 3252 code for a protein of 1064 amino acids. NCBI's taxonomy places the organism in Eukaryota, Viridiplantae, Streptophyta, Magnoliopsida, Asterales, Asteraceae. Gene Ontology annotation, biological process: defense response; signal transduction.
UUUCAUUCAAUUUUCUUUUCAAUCAUAUUCCAAAGGAUCCUUCAAGCAAUAACCUUAAUGGCGUCUUCUUCGACUUCAUCCGUUCAGAUGAGCUUUAAGUAUGAUGUUUUUUUGAGUUUUAGAGGUGAAGACACACGUAAGACAUUCAUUGAUCAUCUCUAUCAUGCUCUUCAGCACAAAAGCAUCCACACUUGCAAAGAUGACGAGAGAAUCAAGAAAGGGGAGAGGAUCGGUGAUGAGAUCAUCGAAUCCAUUGAAGACUCAAAGUUCUAUAUAAUUGUUUUCUCCAGGAACUAUGCAUCUUCUUCUUGGUGCUUGGAUGAGUUUGUAAAGAUUAUGGAGUGCCAGACGAUGACUGAGCAUAAUGCUUAUCCCGUCUUCUAUGAUGUGGAACCCACUGAAGUCCGCUACCAAAGUGGGGAAUUUGGAAAAGCUUUUGCUAAACAAGAAAAGAAAGAGGAUGCUGAAAAAUGGAGAAAGGCUCUAAAAGAAGCAGCCGAUCUUUCUGGGUUUGAGUUGAAGAACACUGCAGAUGGAAUAACCCACAGGCAUGAAGCUAAAUUUAUCCAAAAAAUUGUGGAAGAGAUCUCACUAGAGUUGCGAUCCAUCAAUUUCAGCGUCGAUGAAAAAUUAAUAGGCAUGGAGGAUCGAAUAAGAGAUAUUGUUUCAACUUUAGAAAUUGGUUUUGAUGACGUUCGAAUGAUAGGAAUCAAGGGGAUGGGAGGUGGUGGGAAGACAACUUUGGCGAGAGCUGUUUUUGAUCGAAUAUCGUUUGGGUUCGAAGGUAGCAGUUUUGUUGAGAAUGUUAGGGAAAAUUCAAAUCCCAAUUUAUCCCGUUUGAAGAAGUUACAGAAACAAGUCCUUAAAGAUGUGUUAAAUGCCCAUGACAUCAAAAUAAGUAAUGUUCAUGAUGGGAAAAAGAUGAUAAAAAAGAUGAUGAGUUGUAGAAAGGUUCUUAUUGUUCUCGAUGAUGUGGAUCAUGUAGACCAACUUAAGGCGUUAGCGGGUGAGCUUAAUUGGUUUAAUAAGGGAAGUAGAAUUAUCAUCACAACAAGAGAGAAGCAAGUGUUGGUAGCACACAAAGUAGCGAACUCAAAUAUUCACGAUGUCAAUCUAUUAACAGAUGACGAAGCAAUUUGUCUCUUGAGUAGGCAUGCAUUUGGGAAAGAGAGUCCAAAUCCUGGGUACGAAGAGCUAUCAAGAAACGUUAUAGGUUAUGCUGCUGGUCUACCCUUAACAAUCACAGUUUUGGGUUCGUUUCUCUGUGAUGCAAACGAGGAUGUAUGGAUAGAUACCCUCGCAAGACUUGAAAAAAUUCCAUUGCAUGAAACUCUACAAAAGCUGGAGUUAAGCUAUAUGGGUCUUGAUACCGAUUGCAAGGAAAUAUUCCUAGAUGUUGCAUGCCUAUUGAAABGKUGGRYGAAAGAAGAAGCAAUCAUAGCGCUUGAAAGCCGUGGAUUUCAUGCUAUACACGGUUUGACUGUUCUUCAGAACAGAUCUCUUGUAACUAUUUCUAAAGAUGGGCGCUUGACGAUGCAUGACCAUAUAGAAGAAAUGGGGAGAUACAUUGUUCGUCGUUCGAACCUUAAUGAGCCUGCAAGACACUCCCGAUUGUGGAUUACGGAGGAAAUUGAAGAUAUAUUGGUUAACGAUUUGGGGACUGAAGCAACAUGUAUAAAGCUAUGGGCGAAAAAAGUCGAUAAAAAAACUAUUACGAGAGGCCUUAGAAAGAUGGAGAAACUUAGAUUUCUUGACAUUUUCUACAACACAAGAGAUUUGGAGUAUGAUGAAGAUGUCCCAUACUUACCGGAUUCUUUGCAAUAUCUAAAUUCACGUUUUCUCCUUUUUCGUGUUUUACCGAAAGCAUUUCAAGCAAGUAAUCUUGUUGCUCUUGAAAUUCGUUACAUGAAACAACUUUGGGAACGGGGAGAGAGAAAGGUUCUUCCGAAACUCCGAUUCCUUCAACUCCCUUAUUCAAUGUUGACGACCUUUGACCUUGGGCUAACUCCAAAUCUUGAGAUAUUAAAUCUACAAGAUAGUCAUGAUUUGGUAGAAUUUCACAUGCCACUUCCAUGCCCAAAACUCAAAUCCCUCAACCUCAAGGGUUCAAAGUUGAGUACCGUUGACCUUAACUUGUUUCCGAAUAUCGAGACGUUGAAUCUUAUGGAAUGUUCAGAUUUGGUAGAACUUCACAUUCCAUGUGAAUGUCCACAACUCAAAUUCCUUAACGUGAGUAGUCCAAAGUUGAGGUCCGUUGACCUUAAGUUGGUUCCGAAUAUCGAGACGUUAAAUCUUAAUGGGUGUUGUGAUUUGGUAGAACUUGUCAUGCCAUAUAAAUGCCCAUUGCACCCUGAUGAUAAUUUCCCCAAGUUUCAGUUUGAUUGUACAUAUGAGGAAGAUCUACCCUCAUCGAUUGGAAAUGUUGAGAAGCUUAUUUCGGUAAGUUCCUCUUGUGCUUGCACAGACCUUGAGAGUUUUUUCGGAAGCAUUUGUGGUUUACAGCACUUAGGAUACCUUACACUGAAGGGCGAUAUUCCAGAGGUGCCCAAAGACCUUGACAACUUACAAUGUCUAGUGCAGCUCAGUUUGUGGUCUCCAAGUAUUAAACAUCUUCCUGAUAGCAUUUUAUCGUUGAAACAUCUGAAAUUUCUCAAUCUUUUUGAUUGUAAGCUUCUUGAGAAGUUACCGGAGGAGCUUGGCCGAUUAGAAUGUUUAGAGGAACUGUAUUUGAGUUCUAAAAAGAUUAAACAUCUUCCGUAUAGCAUUUGUAUGUUGAAACAUCUGAAAUUUCUAUCACUUUAUGACUGUGAGCUUCUAGAGAAGUUACCGGAGGAUCUUGGUCGAUUAGAAUGUUUAGAGAGGCUAAUACUAAAACGGUGUCUAGUUUUACGAGAUAUUCCGAACAGCAUAUGUAGGUUGAAAAGUCUAAAGUAUCUCAGUCUCCACGAUUCUAUUAGAGUUGAGAAAUUGCCAGAGGAACUUGGACGUUUAGAAUGUUUAGAAAAGUUGGAUAUACGAGGUACAAGCAUAAAUAAUCUUCCCCCGAGCAUUUCACCGUUAGGAGGUCUGGAAAUUAUUCGAUCAGAAGACGGAACAACCACAACUACAACUACGGUAGGAGGUCUGAAAAUUGUUCGAUCAGAAAUCGGAACAACCACAACUACAACUAUGGUAGGAGGUCUGGAAAUUGUUCGAUCAGAAGACGGAACAACCACAACUACAACUACGGGAGGCUACUGUACUGUACUGUAA